Trypanosoma brucei brucei TREU927 is the source of this 8712-nucleotide messenger RNA. Its product is annotated as phosphatidylinositol 3-kinase, putative. The transcript has a single exon. Gene Ontology annotation, cellular component: TORC2 complex; TORC1 complex; nucleus. NCBI's taxonomy places the organism in Eukaryota, Euglenozoa, Kinetoplastea, Trypanosomatida, Trypanosomatidae. Bases 1 to 8712 code for a protein of 2903 amino acids. The record is from RefSeq and is a predicted model, not a curated record. Gene Ontology annotation, biological process: negative regulation of macroautophagy; TOR signaling. Gene Ontology annotation, molecular function: protein serine/threonine kinase activity; protein binding.
AUGCCGCGUUACACCGCCAUGCGACGUCUCGGUCCAGUGGGCCAUAGCGGUGGAAUAAGUUCAAACGGUGUCACCACUGUUGGUGCCGUCACCGCGAGUAAUGUCGGUAACGGCGUUGUCAACAUCGGCGGAGAUGGAUCUCAGGGCGUUGCAAUGGGCCCCGGUGCAACGGAUGUGGCUUCGGCUCGCCCGCUUCUUAUUGUACCAAACACAACCUCCGCUGCUGGAGGCUCCGCAGACGUUAGUGACGAGGAGGUUGAUCAGUUAUUAAGGGAGCUUGAACGCUCUGUCGAUAGUCCACAGGCAGCUGCGGUUAUGCGUGACGCUGUGUGGGCUAUUGAGCGACGUGCAUUUUCUAGUUGUGACCCCCAUAGUCGUGAUUAUUUCCUCGAGAGUCGUGUUCGGAUUAUCCUGAUGAGCCUGUCGACGACAAGUGACGUAAAGCAGCUUCUGCUGGCCGUGGACUUCAUUGAGGCCCUACUCGCUGUACCGUACACCAACCUGCAACACCGAUUCACAAGGCUAUGUAGGAGUCUAAUGAACAUACUGCGCUGUGGUAUUGAGGAACCGGCAAGGGAAGCGCAGCGUGUUUUAAAGCGCAUGCUGGUGACUGAUUCGCAGUUCGGUGCUUAUCACACCCCGUUGAGAUCAUUCAUUACAAAGGAACUCCGCGACAACUGCAAGGUGGCGCUCAUGCGGUUAUAUGGUAGGGCACAGCAAGCCAACGUGUCCUUCACGCCUGAUUUUCUCUCUACCAUGCUAGCAGCGGAGGCAACGGCAGAGAUCAGUCCACGGUUCAUCACGGGGACGCUUCGGCAGCAGGUUCUGGAACUGGCAAGUAUGCUAGCAGGUUUCUCUGAUCUGUUGCUCCGUCGUGCCGCCUAUCGGUGUAUGGUGGUAUUGUUCAAAAACACAAGCGCAAUGCGACGCAAGGAGGUAGUGCUUGAGAACCGCCGAAUAAUAAACGAGGCGAUCCGUUCGCUUAAUUUGAGCCACAAUAGUGAGUCGAGCAUCAUCUCCACACUUGAGACGCUUCGCGCCCUCCUUAGCAGCAGAGGGGUGCACUGCAUGGACAAGCAAGUGAAUACGCUUCCUCAAUUAUGUGUACUUGUCACUGAGCAACACAGAAUUUCGAAGACAACAGCAGUGCGCAACGCAGUUUGUGACCUCGUGCCUGUUAUUGCUGAAACCGACAUCAGCUCUGCUGCUCGGCGUACAACAUAUUGCGCCAUUAUCAUGGAGCCCGUAAAAAACGUCCGCGACGAUUCUAACAAAGACCUGGAGCUGCGAAAUCUAGCGAUAUUCAUACAAAAUGUAGGUUACGAGGUGUUGGACUCAACUAACAGGGUAAACUUAGACUCCAUUAUCCAGCGCUACAUUACGCGACGUGGGACAGAGGAGGAGUGUUGGCACAUUCUUGCGGCCAUCUGCAGCUCACGGGCGAGACCGGAGACGCAGCGUACUCACAUGUGUAGCAAAACAAGUUAUAUAGCCAUGUCCUCCUCCUCCGCAAUGCAGAAGGGCUGCGAAACGAUCCAGGGGCACCAAAGUGGGGGCGAGAUUAGCUUAUCCGCGCAAGAACUUCGUUCGGCCAGCGCUGAGGCCCAUUCAGUUUGCCAGUUGGUGGCCGGAGAAUCCCAAAACAGUUGUAAUAGUCACGAGCUCAUGCAACCUGUUGAGGCUCUUGUUCGGCGGUGUCUUCCCCACAUGGUCCACGCCGUUCUUUCUGAUGAAUUUGUGCGUUACAUCACCAUCAUACAAGAUCACCUUCCGUCGUUGAGCUCGGACCUGCAGACGUAUCUCGACCAACUAGUAAAUCGUACACUGAGGAACGAUAAGCGUAAAUAUUGUGGCGGUGAAGUGGAGGACGGCGCUCUCGUCGCUCAGGUAUUUGCUGGGGACCGCCUAUCGACGGAACUGGGGAACUCUCAGCCACAGGAAGACAUCAUACAGUCAUCCACAUUAGCCUAUGUCACCGCGAUGGGGCGUUUAGCGCAAUACUUACUACCUACCACCCUACCUGAAGGAGGUGCCAUAAACUGGCAGCAGAGUCAAGGAGCAACAAGUACGACUGCCACUGAUGGCAAUGGUCAAGGUUAUAGCUUAGGAUCAGUGGAAACCUUUUGCAAAAGUGUGGUGGCUGGGCAACCACAAUUGGUAUCGCCUGAAAGUACACUUAGUAGUGCCGCAGGAGCCACAACAGCCGAGGUUUGCAGUGGGGCAGCACCCGACUCUGUGGGUGCCUCAGAGCUCAAAAUAGCGCUGGAGGUCUUUUCAAAGCGACAGAUAACAUCGAGCGAUCAGCUAAGGGAAGUGAGUGACAUUAUCAUUCAAUACCAGCGACAUCCGGACAAGCGGGUACGGCAGCAAUGUUGUACAACCGUUAUCGAGGCACUCAAGUGCUGGGCACGGUACUCACAAAGCGACCGAACAUCAGCUUAUUCAAGCCUGGUGCCGGAUCUACUAGAAGUGUACUUGAAAAAUGUCGCCAUGGAGUUGGAUCCGAAGGUGCGGCUUGUGGAAGUGACACUGCUAGCCGACGCUGUGGAGUUGCGAAUGUUUCUUAGGGAAAAACGCAUUAUCGAUACAUUGAUAAGUUUUCUGCACGAUAUAUCGCAUGUGCGUGAAAAGACCAUGGAGCUGCUGGUGACGCUCGCGCAAGACAACCACACCGGUCCUUCGGUGGAGACAGUGCAGUAUAGUCUACUCAUUGUGGUGGAGUCUUCCGUGGCGGCGUUAGAGUACUCGAGCGAUCCCCGCAUUCUCAUUCGACACAUGUCAGACCUGCAAACGGUGGCUAAAUUCAGUCUUAGGCCGCUAAUGGGGCAUCUGGAUCGUACGUUUGUCGCCUGUCGCCGGCGCCUUGUGGAAGAGGUAGUACCUGACACCAUUGCGUUGUCUACGCUCAAAACGUUGCGAACUAUACUGGAGGCCAUAAAGCGAGAGGAAGCUGUGCUUCUGAAAUACAAGGACGUUGCAUUGGAGUUGUAUGCGCCGGUGGCAGUGGCUCUCCGCGCAAGUACCGCCUCGCCUCUCAGUCACGCAGCAAUCGGUGUUUUAGUGUGUAUGCAUGAAAUCGGGGCAUCACCGUUGAACUGGGAUGCUCGUCAGUUGCAUGAAUUGUUGCAGUCCGUCACCGCAGUAUACAUCGAGGCGGCAAACAGCACGGAGGAGGAACUGGGGCGGGCACUCACACUCUUUGGGCAAAUUGGUGCGGUAGACCCGGCCACAAAACCUGAUACAGCCGCGAUGAAAAAGAAAGAUGAUGAGGCGGCGAUUCAAGAUGAAGCGGACCUUGAGCUUACCUAUGACUAUACAAAGAUUGUUUACCGCAACCUAAGUCGCAUGCUAGACCUGAGCUUGUCGGAAAGCGUGUGUGUGCAGUCGAUGUGCACAUUAUUGCAUCUUGUGAGGCUCACUACCGACCGAAAGGAACUGAUUGGUGGAAUGCACGCCAUAAAGGCGAUUCUUCAAAUUGCCAGACGCGCCAAUGAUGCUCCUUUGCUUCGGAUUGAAGCGCUCCACAUACUAGCAGCCAUAACUUCGCUGAGGCACGAGAAGGUGUGCAAAACGCUUUUGCCGGAGCUGGUUACGCUGUUCGAGCAGCUGUGGUAUCCCCAAGACCAUGCACUCUUUCGCGCAGUUCUCAACCUCGUUAGCGCGCUGAAACCAGGAAACCUGACAGGAAAAGAGCAAUCGGAGGUUUGGCCGUGGUUGUACCCGCGCCUUGUGGACGUUGCCCUCCAGGACCAUACGGAAACCCGCGAGUUCUGCCUUCGUGUGGUGGGAAUCAUCCAGCACGCCAAGUAUAUCCCACCUCACUGUAUUCCUAUCGUGUUUCCUAUGCUCACGCAGUUUGUUCAGCAAAUGGAUCAGUUGGCGGAGCUGCGCUCUCUUUCGCUCUGUGCGGCAAUCCGAAUCGUAUGCAACCUUCAGGCAGUGCAGCACCUACCCUCGCUGAUGCACACUAUCUGCACCCUUACGCGUCACUGUGACCUUACUGAGAACCUCGGGCCCCGCCUCUCCACACCGACGCUACAUAGGUCGUUGAGGCUCCUUUCGAACACACAUCCGAACGGUGAAGCGGAUGUCAACGCACUGUGUGAGCGGUUGUGUGCCACAGGGAGUGAGGGAAGUGCGGAUGCAGGUGGUUGUUUCACGAAUGAAGGAGGCGAGACCUUGCCGACGUCAACACAGCCAAACUCGUCUUUCCAUUGUGGUAACGGUGAUUACGCGUCUGCACCAUAUCUUGGGCAGUACACUCAAAAAUGCCAGCAGCAACAGCAAGGGGGGACAUAUUUAGACCCCAACGACGACGAAGCGUACGAUACGCUGCCGCAGGGUCAGCAGGACAUAACGGCAUUUAUGAAGCAUGUAGAAUUUGGGCUCCGAGCAAAGGAUAACAAGUGGCGCGAAUGGUUCGCAGAGUUUCAGAAGAACAUGAUAGUUGCCUCUCCGCACCCCGUCUUCCGUAUUAUGGUAGACCUCUUUGAUAAGCACGAACCAUUGAGGCGAAAGCUGUUCCAUCCAUCCUUUAAGUGUUUCUACGAGUCGCUGAAUGCCGAGCAUAUGAAGAAGGUGAAAGAUGUUCUCAACCUUGCCCUCAGGUCAAGUGAUACCGAGGUUGUGUCCAAGUGCAUUGGGCUUGCGGACUACCUCGACCAUAACCCACCGAACAUAAGUGAGUCCGUGCUACAACAACUGCGUCAUCUGGAGGGCAAUGAGCCUAUGGAUGUGGGUAAGUUCACUAAACAUAGCAAUUUGCACGUCGGCAACGUGAUUGCUGGAAGUAGAAGUCCAACACCCGCCUGUCGUCACGAACCUGGGGGGUAUUACGCCUCCCACCACGGCCAGCUUUACAGAAAUAUCAGUGAUAACUAUAAUUUUGAGUCUGUGUUGCACUCACUCAAUUCACCCAAAACAGAAGGGCCCGUUUUCAACGAAGGCGUACGUCCGCCUUCUCAUAAGGUUCAGGAUGUGGGUAACGGAGAGCAUGAAGUCACUGACAACGGGGGGACCGACAGUGGAUGUGGCGUUGAGCGGAAUGGUAAGGAAGGUAGAAGUGAGAGUGAAAGUGGUGACGUCAAUGGAAGCGCUCGCCGCCAGACCAUGUUACCUGUGGCCAAGUCAAUUGAGGGUGAUACCAACGAGGGUCUAAGUUUUCUCGCUGGGCCAGUCGCGAGGCGCAUAACGGUAUCCGCACAUCACACCACAAACGUUAAUGCAUCCGAUGGCACUUGCCCCAACACCGGCGAUGCAGAGGUUCACAUUCGUGCCACAGCCAUACCCAGCACAGUCAACCCACUGUUUACAAACGAUAGCCUCGUAGAGGCUGCCCUUCGGACGCGGAUGCCUGACAAGGCUAUGAGUUAUCUUGAGAACAAGUUACUCCCAGUUAUGCAGAAGUAUCGCUACGCCCACAGCGUACCUAAGGAGGCUGUGCAGGCAGUCGUCCUCCCACUCGCCUCUCUCUACAGUCGGCUCGAAAUGCAGGACUCAGUGGUCGGGCUUUUCCACGCGAUGCGUUACAAAAGCGAUAAUGAAGACGGGUUUGCCUAUGAGUUAUUGCAGUGGUGGGAUGUGGCACAAGGCGUGUAUGCAACCAAGGUACAUGAUUGCUGUGGAAGUUCGGCUCGUGAUAUUGAUGGUUACGUGAGGAUGCUUUGUCUGUGUGGAGAGUGGGAGCGCGCUCUGCAGGUCGUGAAGGACACCUACAAAUCCCUCGACCAACCAUCGUCCACCAUUGCGCAGUCGGGUGCGAUGGCAGCGUGGAUCCUUGGUAAAUGGGAUGACGUGAAAAUGUUGAUAGAGCGGCUUCCAAACAAAGAGAAGGGAAAUAUUACGCUUCGACACUUCUUUCAAAACGCCACGCUUUUCCACCAAGAGUUCGGUUGCCGGGCACAAUGGGAUUGUGGGGUUCAGGACGGGCAGAGGCGCUUGGAGACUUCGCCCCAGGUAGAAGCCCUCCGCGCGUCUAUCAUGCGGGCGAAGAUGGAGGUAGAUGAGAGCCUUAAAACGUUGUUGCCACUCAGUUACGCGCACGCAUACGAAAAUCUCACCAUGUUGCAGCACUUCACCGAAAUGGAGGAGCACAUUGCCUACAUGGAGUCGCGAACGGAGGAGUUUCGGGGCCAACUUCGGGAGCGUUGGAACCGUCGCUUCGCUGCACUGAAGCCGGAUUCGCUUAUGCCCAACCUACGCUCCCUUAUGCUCCACUCGCUUGUGCUAAAUGCGAGUGAAAUGUCCGUGAUGGUUGUCAACUUCUGUGAGCGGACUGGGACGAAUUACCCUCAACUGUCAAAAUGGGCUAUGGAGUGGCUUAAGCAAGGCAAGUUUCCUCGUGCCAAUCAUUUAAGUCAGUCGUGUCACGUACUCCCUGCUACUCCGGUCAGUUUAGAGCCGUGUGUGGCCAUAACAUACAUUGGCCAAGUGUGGAGUGGCGGUCAGCGGCAAAAGGCAGUGCAACUGAUGGAGAAUUUCCUGGAGGAAACGCAUUCUACACUGGAAGAGCAGCAGCCAGCUGCCUAUGGUGUCGCGCAACUUCGUUUAGGUAUGUGGAAGCAGGAGAUGUUUGCAGAUUCUUUUUGGAAGGUUGAACACCGCCAGGAAGUUUUACGGCACUUCCAUGAGGCGGUACGCGCCGUGCCCGGAAGCUGUGAGGCGUGGCAUAGUUGGGGGUUAAUGAACUACCGAGUGCAGCAACGCGAUUGCUCACUAUCUCGUUAUGAGCAGCGCCUCUUCGUCGAAGCCGCGCAUCAGGGGUUUGUUGCGGCUAUCUGCCGCAGUGCAAGUCCCUCUACUGCUCUUCCUGGCGUGAUGCGUCUGCUUCAGUUGUGGGUUUUCCAUAAUGGAAUGUCAUUACUGAAGGAAUCGGUGGCAGACAGCGUCGCCCGAAUCCCCACUGAUUAUUGGGUACAGGCAAUUCCGCAGCUGAUCGGUCACUUGCGCAGCGCAAGCCACGAUGUACGUGACGUUGUGAGUAUGAUUCUUCAACGACUGUGUGUUGCACAUUCCCAAGCUGUUGUUUUUCCGCUGUUAGUUGUGCUUAUGUCCGCUGAUGGCGGUGGAGGGGAGACGCACUCUCGUCGGAAGGAGUUGGCGCGAUCCAUCAUUAACAAUCUUCCGAAGCGCAUCCGCGCUGAGGCGGAGUUAGUAGCCACCCUCUUAAUUAAUGCAUCGGCGACUCCCAUUGAACGGAUAGGGGAAAGUCUCAGUGCGGUGGCGACGGCAUGGAACCCGAACGCAGAGUACGAAGAAGACAAGGAAGAGGUACGACGAAAACUAAGAUAUGUGCUUGAUGUGUUCAAUACUAACCGGCGUCAGCUGCUCUACAACGUGGGUGAUAUUGGCCAGUAUGUGAGGAUUGUCAUGGAAGAGGACGCGUGCGGCCGCAGGGAGAAGGCAAGUGGCAUUCUCACCCAACUAGUGGAAGAAAUCACGAAGCACAUUUCGGAGAAACUGGGAAAAGAGCCUCAGAAGGCGAUGGAACCGCUACUGAACCUCCGCAAUCUUUCAAUAGCAGUGUUUGGAGAGUAUGAUAUUCAGUACACCAACUUUCCUACUAUCGCGUCGUUUAGUUCAAAGCUUGAUGUUAUUCCCUCUAAGAAGCGUCCACGCCGCAUCCGCCUCAGCGGCUCUAACGGUUGCAUGUACACAUAUUGCCUGAAGGGAAAUGAAGAUAUACGUAUGGAUGAACGGGUCAUGCAACUGUUUGGUAUGGUGAAUGUUCUAUUAAGUGAUGCCAAAACCGCGAAGAGUGCAUUCAUACACCGCUUCCCAGUAAUCCCCAUCAGUGAUAACGUUGGCCUGCUCGGUUGGGUAGAGCACGCGAACACCAUCAACAAUACCAUCUGUACUCACCGCAACACCAUUUCAAAGGUACGAACGCAUCAUGAGUCCAACACCCUUAGGGCCUAUGUUGAAACCAUCGGGAGUUGGGAGAAACUCAGCAUGAUACGUCGCACAGAAAUACUGGACUACGUCAUGUCGCAGAAGGAUUGUGAAGCAGUGGAUGUUGCGCGUGCCAUGUGGCAUCGGUCAAAUACAGCGGAGCAAUGGUUGGAGCGCCGCACGGCCUUCACGCAGUCGUUGGCCACCAUGUCGAUGGUUGGUUACGUGCUUGGGCUUGGGGAUCGUCAUCUGGGCAACAUUCUCCUUUCGAUGUCCACUGGAAAAAUCGUACACAUCGACUUUGGUGACAGCUUUGAUGUCGGUCGGUUGCGCCAUGUACUUCCAGAAACCGUUCCAUUCCGGCUCACGCGCAUGCUAACGAAUGCAAUGGAAGUGUUUGGUGUGGACGGUGUUUUCCGCGCCUCAUGCAACCGCACACAGUCAACGCUGCACAAGAACGCAGACAGUAUCAUGGCGCUUCUCACCGCUUUCGUACACGACCCCAUUGUUCAGCACAAGGGGAAAAUGCGGAACAUGAUGGAGAAGAGCCGCACCCCGCAGAACAUUGUAGAGCGCAUACGUAACAAACUUCGUGGGACGGAAAUGGCGGUGAGGAAUGCUGAUACGGUGAUAUUUAACACGGUACUGGAGAGUUCACGAAGGCCGGACCUUCUCUACAUGUCACAUGCCUUCAAUGAUGUUGCGAAGCGGACGGUGGUGAAUGGACGGACAACAGAGGAGCAGGUGUCGAUGUUAAUUGAUGAGGCGACGCGAUUGGAGAAUUACGCCGCGCUCUACUUUGGAUGGGGACCGCUGUGGUGA